This is a messenger RNA of Miscanthus lutarioriparius, 1515 nucleotides long. Lineage: Eukaryota; Viridiplantae; Streptophyta; Magnoliopsida; Poales; Poaceae. The record is from the annotation of a GenBank genome assembly.
AUGGACCACCACUCAAAGGAGGAAGCCGUCAUCCGUGAUGCUAUGGCCCCGGAUGUACUGGAGGCGGUCGUCGGCGGACUCCGCACACCGAAGUUCGUGGACGGAUCCAAGCAAGAAGCCGUCGUCCGCGAUGCUGCUUCUACCUCGGCGGAUACAGUGGAGACAGGCACACAGAACGCAAUGAUCUUCUGGGACGAGGUAGACGACGAUGACUACUGGAUUCAGCAGGAGGAUGUGGAUGUGGCACAGGUCGUCAAUCCUUGGCUAGACUUCCUCAUGGCCACAGUCGCACCCGAAACGGCGGCACUCCUCCGCACCAUUCAUGCCAACACCAACAUUUUCAACGUUGGCGCCCAUGUCAAUGCUAAUAACCAGUUUGCUGCCCAGACAAGGACUGAAGCAUCAGCGACGGCGAGGCCGAGUGCUCCUGUCAACUCAACUAUCUUCGCCGGUAGUACGGAGGAAGAGGACGGCAAUGAGUGGUACAAGUCCAUCGCCCGUGACGCUCAAAGGCUGGAGCAGAUGGAGGAGCCAGAAAUCCAGGAGAUGUAUUCCCCGCUGCAACUUCCCGGCAGGUCCGAGUCCGAGGCACCACCAAAGGAGGAGCACUGCGGUCACAAGCGUCCCUCUGCCGGCGAAGACGGACGCGAGCUGACCCUGGAAGACUACUGCAAGAUAUGGGGCGUCCACCCAUCCGAGCUUGACCCAGACGAACCUGGCCCGUCGACGAAGAGGCAGAGCAGGGUGCCCCCUCUCACGGACGACGAGGUCGCCAAGUUCGACUGCGGCAUCUGCCUGGAGACGCUCCCCAUCCUGGACCUCUUCCACGGCAUGCAGUGCGACCACAAGUUCUGCGCGCAGUGCAUGGCCACCUACAUCGAGGGCAGGAUCCGCGACGGCGGCGUCUCCAUCCUGUGCCCCGACCCGGCGUGCAAGGAAGCAGCUGGAGAGGGCGGCAACAAUGGCGGCGGCGUCCUGAACCCGGAGCACUGCAAGAAGUCCAUCGACUUCGCCGCCUUCUGCAGCUGGGGUGACCGGCUCACCGAGAAGGCCAUCCCGCAGGACCAGCGCGUCUACUGCCCGAACCCCAGGUGCGGGCUCAUGCUUGAGAGGACCUUGGGCGCCAAUAAGGCACCGUGCAAGGCGCCGUGCCCGGCGUGCAACCACCCCAUGUGCACGACGUGCGGCUUGGGCUGGGUCAUCGAUGGCCGUGAUGAUGACCACCACGACUGUGACGAGGGGAAAGGGGCAGCGCUCGUCAAGGAGCUUGCAGCCCGGCGCCGCUGGAAGCAGUGCCCCAGUUGUAAGAUUGUGGUCGAGAGGAUCAUGGGGUGCGAUACUAUGCACUGCAGAUGCGGAAGUCUCUUCUGUUACAAAUGCGGGCGCCCGAUGGCCCCGAUGGAAGCCGGGCUGGACGAAGAAGCCGAGCUGUGCCGAUGCCGCCACAACGUCUUUCGUCUCCGCGUCCCCCGCCCCCAGCCCGGAGCUCAUCAGACAAACCUAAACCUCAAAUAG